Cicer arietinum (chickpea) is the source of this 1103-nucleotide messenger RNA. Its product is annotated as transmembrane emp24 domain-containing protein p24beta2-like. The record is from RefSeq and is a predicted model, not a curated record. Lineage: Eukaryota; Viridiplantae; Streptophyta; Magnoliopsida; Fabales; Fabaceae.
CCAGUUUCACAAAAAUCACCAAACCAAACUAAAAAAAAAACAAACACACUUCGUUGAAAUUAAAAUUAAAAUCAAAAUAAAAAAAAAUUAGCGUCUCUCUCAGCGUUGUUCUGUUUCCUCUGAGUCUUUCUUUCUUUCUUCUUUCUCCUAAUCUCAGAGAAGUGACUCCAAGAAAGAAAGAUGGGAUUUUCAUUGAGACAUAGUGUUUUGGUGUUGGUUUUAAUUGGGGUUCUGUUGAAAGUAUCAGAAGGGAUCAGAUUUGUUAUAGAUAGAGAUGAAUGUUUCUCACAUGAUGUUAAGUACGAGGGUGACACUGUUCAUGUUUCUUUCGUUGUUAUUAAGGCUGAUUCUCCAUGGCAUUAUGGUGAUGAAGGUGUUGAUCUCGUGGUAAAGGGGCCUGCUGGUGAUCAAAUUCAAGAUUUUCGUGACAAGACCAGUGAAAAGUUUGAAUUUGUGGCUCACAAAUCAGGGGUUCAUAAGUUCUGUUUCACCAACAAAUCUCCUUAUCACGAGACCAUCGAUUUUGAUGUGCAUGUUGGUCACUUCUCUUACUUUGAGCAACAUGCAAAAGACGAGCAUUUCAACCCUUUGUUGGAGCAGAUAUCAAAGUUGGAGGAAGCUCUUUACAAUAUUCAGUUUGAACAACAUUGGUUAGAGGCUCAAACCGAUCGCCAAGCAAUAGUGAAUGAUGCGAUGAGCCGAAGAGCAAUACACAAGGCACUCUUUGAAUCAGCAGCACUGAUUGGAGCCAGUGCAUUGCAAGUUUACCUUCUGCGGCGCUUGUUUGAGCGAAAGUUGGGAACCUCUAGAGUUUAAGUUAGGACAUGUUCUGGGAACCUGUAACAUUACCAAUGCCAAUGUUAUUUUAAACUUUUUUUUUUUGUUUUGGUUGUGUCAUCAGAUGGAUAUUUAUAUCGGUUGUUCACUUUACUAAGAAGAAUACUUGUGGAAAGAUGUUAACUACAGUUGAUUUCCGAUAAAGAAAUACAAAUGACUGGCCAUGUAGGCCUAAGAUUACUUCUUCCCCUCCCAAUAUCGUCCAAUUCAUCUUUUUGCUGUGAACUUUCAGGCCAAUGGAUUAGAGAAAUUGAUAUUUACUAUUA